Dermacentor silvarum is the source of this 1403-nucleotide messenger RNA. Its product is annotated as acanthoscurrin-2-like. NCBI's taxonomy places the organism in Eukaryota, Metazoa, Arthropoda, Arachnida, Ixodida, Ixodidae. The record is from RefSeq and is a predicted model, not a curated record. The coding region runs from base 656 to 1081 and encodes 141 amino acids. The transcript has 3 exons.
UUACAACGAUGUCCGAAGCACUGAGGCAACCCGGAAGUAUGCAUGCAGCAUUGCGUGACCCUUCUUGUUCUUGCUCGAUGCUUUGUCGCUUCGAAUUUUGUUUGUUGCAAUGCAAGUCGGGAGCGAGCUACGUCGCGUGUAAUAACAGCGUCCAAGUUCACGAAAGCUCUUGCCACUCCGGCCCGAAGGCGGCAAGGGAAGUCGCGCCCGAGGGAGGCGAGGCGGCUCUCGGCCCUCGCUGCGCGGCGCGCUCUUCUUGCUGUUGCUUUGAAGCGUGCAAGAGCGAUGGCUUCAAGAAUCUCUUUCCUGGACUGCGCCAAGUAGAACACACGCGCCUUUUGCAUUUCUCCCCUCCCGGCCACCGUAUAGUUUGUACUUGAGUUUUGAUCUUGUUUUCUUCGCCGUGGCCGCCGGCUACUGCCGCGUUUGCCAUGCAUCCUCCACUCACUUUCUUUAAUGGUUGGGGCGUAAAUUGGCAAUCUCAUUGUGCAGUCGCGUCCUCCCCCCUUCGGUCCGCAGCUGUGCGAGAGUCAACGUUUUGCAAUCCACUUGGCACGAUGACCUCCUCUUCCGCCGCCGUGCCUCCCUAUAUAAGAGAAGUGCCUGGAACGGAGAAGUCAGAGCUUGCAGUCCCUGCAGAGGAACGAUCUCCAGGAUGAAGCUUAUGCUAAGUGCUGUGUUUUGUGGCUGCCUUGUGGCAAGCGCAACCGCCGGUUCUCUCGGUGGAUUUGGCGGUGGUGGCUUCGGCGGUGGCGGCUACGGUGGCGGCGGCUACGGCGGUGGCGGCUACGGCGGCGGCGGCUACGGCGGCGGCGGCUAUGGUGGCGGAGGCUACGGCGGUGGCGGUUUCGGAGGCGGCGGCGGUGGCGGCGGAGGGAUCGGCAAGAUCAUCAUAAUCAAGACAACUGGAGGCGGAGGCGGAGGCUACGGCGGUGGUGGAUUCGGAGGUGGAGGCUACGGGGGUGGAGGCUUCGGCGGAGGCGGCUUUGGCGGCGGCGGAAAGUACGGCGGUGGUGGAUUCGGAGGAUUUGGCGGUGGUGGCUACGGCGGAGGUGGCUACGGCGGUGGUGGCUGGUGGUGAUUCUCAUCCCUGCGCAUCAGUUUGAAGCCACCCUGAAGAGGCCCGCGCCGGUCCCAAGGAAGUUCGUAUUGUGCCUCGCGUACUUGUGUAAGCCAUCUGCAGGAACUUUUCGCGAAGUGUCACCGAUUGCACCGGAGUACACCCAUGAAACACCACACGGGUCGAACCAAGAGAAGAGCUCGCUUGCAUGUGCCACCACUGCAAGCCUCUUCCUUUGUGAAUAAAAAGACGUUCCAUCCUCACUGAAACCUGGGUUUUUUAAGUCACUUUAUAAUUCACUCUGCAGCGUUAUAAUUCCGUAGAGGAGUCAGCGACGAGUUAU